Messenger RNA from Chilo suppressalis (striped riceborer), 636 nucleotides. The record is from the annotation of a GenBank genome assembly. Lineage: Eukaryota; Metazoa; Arthropoda; Insecta; Lepidoptera; Crambidae.
AUUCUGGAAAAGCCUAUAGGUCCAUUAAGCCUCUUAAGAGCUAAAUGUCCUGAUGUUCCGAUUGUUGCCUUGACAGCUACUGCAGCAAAAGAGGUUUGAAUUAAAACUCUAUAGUUCAAAGUAUCAAAUUCUUUUUGUCAUGAAAAAUAAAAUUUAUAUUUUCAUGAUUAUAACAGGUUGUCGAGGAUAUAUUUUCAAGUUUAAAUAUGAAAGAUCCUUUAAUAUUUUCUGCACCAGUAUUUCGAGAAAAUUUAUUCUAUGACUUAUGGUUUACAGAUACAAUAACAAAACCAUUAGAUCAUUUAUUAAAUUUUAUUAUUGAAGCACUUGCUUCUUCAGACGACAGUUCUUUGCCGAAAAAUAACAAAAAUUGUGGAAUUAUUUAUUGUCGUAAAAAAGAAAGUACUGAAGAUAUUGCAGAACGAUUAAGUAAAGCAGGAGUUCCUACACGCCACUUCUCAAAUUCUAUCUAAAUAUCUUAACAUCUAUAACCGCCGACACCCUCUUUGUAUUCCACUGAUCUUGAAAAAUAAUUUGAUCGUUAAAAAUCGUUUUAAAUUUUUUUGUUGAAAAUCGUUUCAAAAUUAACAAACGUAAACGGCACAUACUUACAAUCAGUUAUCCGGGUCUAUGGCG